CAGAUUUUCACACUAACACACGGACAUCCCACCACUUAGGACCUGCUGCUUCUGCUGCAAACAGCACCUAGUCAGACUCACUGCCCACUUGUCCUUCCAUGGCACCCCCAAGGAGGCAAAGAGUCCAGGGUUCCAGGGGGGGUCAUGGUGCCAGGGGGGAUACUAGGCCCCCCACUGGCCAUGAUGCCAGGGGGGCUACUAGGGCCCAGGGGUCCACUAGGGCCAGGGGGGGCAUGGAGGGCCGGAGGUCUGGCUAUGAUAUGAGAAGGUCACAAGCUGGUGGCAGAAGGGGCCAGGCUUCCUUCAGAGAAGAGGCAGAAGCUGAGCUGAGUACCUCCCCUGGGUCUGAUGCCUCCCCUUUGAGCCCAGGAGAAGGGACAUCAAGGGCAGGCAGAAGGUCCCGGUCCAAGCCCAAGUUUCCACCCUUCUCCCGCGAUGAGACCUGGGCCCUGGUGGUUGCUUAUGUAGAACGGGCUGAAUGCAUCUCGGGGCACAGGCCCUCCCGCAGUGGUCAGGCUGCAAAGGACCGUCUGUGGAAGGAAAUCACGGUGGCCGUAAAUGCAGUGGGCAGGAUGUUACGCCGGAACCUCAAGAACGUGAAGAAGCGUAUGCGUGAUCUGAGGCGGAGAUUAAAGGAGAAGCUGACUCUGUGGGCUCAGCAGGGCAUGUUACAAGGCAAGGGGGUGGACCCUGACCAUCUGCAGGUCCUGUCUCAGACAGAACGGGCACUUCUCCCAAUCAUCAGCCUCAACACGAUUUUUGGGGAGAAGGCUCAUGGAGAUACUGAUGAUUGCCACAGUGCAGCCCCAGCAGCCCCAGCCAGCCAUCAGAGGACAAGCCAGAAGAUCACACAUACACUGAUCCAGAGGUGUUCCCUCCUGCACAACAUCAGGAGGAGGAGGAGGAGCGGCUCCCCCCACUGCAGUCAGGAAUGGAGGAAGAUCUGGAUCAUCUUUUGCCCCUGGAGGCCCCAGCUGUUGGAGUGGGAGAAGAAUCUGCAUCUGAUGUUGGGGGAAGUUCAGGCACUCCAAACUUGCAUGAAAUGCCGUCACCUCCACCUGAGUUGCCUGAACAUCCGCCAACAUUGGAUGCGGCUGGAUCGGCACCCCGUCCACCUGGACCCAGCCCCCUUCUCACGCUUGGGGAAAGGCUGGUGUUCAACAUGGAGAGAUUAUGGGAGCAAAGGAGGCUUUCUAAUGCAUCCAGUAAUAUAGAAAGGUUACUGGUGCUCCAACAUGAAACCCUGCUUGGACUUGUCACCGCGCGGUCAGGGAUCAGACUACAGUGUUGCAGGACCUUAGUCAUGAUAUCCGGGCCUUAUGUCAAGCAGGGGCUGACCAAAAUGCACCUUCGGCCAGAGGCUUCUAACCCCUGUGCAGUAGUAGUUUGGGGCCAAUGUCAAGGUUGCCACAGAGUUGCCCUGUAGAAAGUUCCCGGGAAGCAGCAGGGGAACAAGCUUUGGAGGUGCCAAUUCUGGAACUACCCACUCUGGAGCAGCCCCCUCAAGAAACCCCACCGAAGACCAGUAUGCCUCCUUCCCCAUGGAUCCCUCUUCUGCACCUUCCUCACACUCCCCUUGACCACACCCCCACUUUCACACCCACUCCCCUUGUUUCUACACGCCCCUCCUCUCAAUCCCGUUUCCACCCUUACCUUCCACGUCCUGCCCACUCUCCUCAGCCCUCAAAUGCCCCGCCCCAAAUUCUCCCUGUCUUCAAUUCCCCCCAUUCAACCUCUCCCCCUGCACUCCCCUCCCCACCACUCUUUCCCAGCCCCUCCACACACUGUACCUACCCAACCCUCACACCCACCCCCUCUGCAGCAGCCGCCUUCUCCUCCC
Staurois parvus is the source of this 1840-nucleotide messenger RNA. NCBI's taxonomy places the organism in Eukaryota, Metazoa, Chordata, Amphibia, Anura, Ranidae. The record is from the annotation of a GenBank genome assembly.